AUGGUCUUGGGUGGGGGACUCGGGCUGAGCUGGAAGAUAAACCCGAUAGGACUGUUGGCUAUCAAGUAUCGUCGCGGGGGCCCACCAGCUCCGGAUGGUACGCGAUGGGUCAUCACGAAUAGGGGUCAGAAAGAGCCAGGGAUGUUUCUGUACGAGGAGCAUGCGCUGUGGCUUUUGGAUAUGCACCGGCAGUCGAAGGCGGAGGCUGAGGUGGGAGAGUUGGGAGGAUGGGGGAUGCUACCGGCCGGCCCUUUGAGGGAAUGGGACCUGAGUGUGGAGGUGGGGAAUAAGAGGGACCGGAAGAGGUGGUACAAGGCCGGCGUGCCCUAUGAGGAGUGGGAGAGUGAGAUUCCGCCACCGGAGCUUCGCUUUCACGUUCCUGGCGCGGGCGCGGCCCAGGCACCGUCUUUGGAGAGCAUUUGUGAGUAG
Messenger RNA from Ramularia collo-cygni, 429 nucleotides. RefSeq lists its product as uncharacterized. The transcript has a single exon. Bases 1 to 429 code for a protein of 142 amino acids. Lineage: Eukaryota; Fungi; Ascomycota; Dothideomycetes; Mycosphaerellales; Mycosphaerellaceae. The record is from RefSeq and is a predicted model, not a curated record.